Planococcus citri (citrus mealybug) is the source of this 754-nucleotide messenger RNA. It is a transcript of the gene RpS13, whose product is annotated as ribosomal protein S13. The record is from RefSeq and is a predicted model, not a curated record. Gene Ontology annotation, cellular component: cytosolic small ribosomal subunit; nucleolus; ribosome. The transcript is spliced from 4 exons. Bases 156 to 611 code for a protein of 151 amino acids. Gene Ontology annotation, molecular function: small ribosomal subunit rRNA binding; structural constituent of ribosome. Gene Ontology annotation, biological process: translation. NCBI's taxonomy places the organism in Eukaryota, Metazoa, Arthropoda, Insecta, Hemiptera, Pseudococcidae.
AAUUUGAGGAAUCGGUGUUGUCAAAAUUUUUCCUUCUAUCGAAAAAAGCAAGAUCGCUGUGCAAUACGCCGUGUAAUUAAAAAUUUUGCGAUUUAUCGCACCAUUUCUUGAUGAUUGUUGGUCUUAAUUCGAUUACGCUGUAAUAAUCAUUCAUCAUGGGUCGUAUGCACGCACCUGGAAAAGGUAUUUCCAAAUCUGCCCUUCCAUACCGCAGAAGCGUACCUACUUGGUUGAAGUUAGCUCCCGACGAUGUGAAAGAUCAUAUUUUUAAAUUAUCCAAGAAAGGAUUCACUCCAUCACAAAUCGGUGUUAUACUCCGAGAUUCAUACGGAGUAGCCCAAGUUCGAUUCGUUACUGGAAAUAAAAUUUUACGGAUAAUGAAGUCCAUCGGUUUAGCUCCAGCCUUACCCGAAGAUUUGUACCAUUUAAUCAAGAAAGCUGUCGCUAUUCGUAAGCAUUUAGAACGUAACAGGAAAGACAAAGAUUCGAAGUUCAGAUUGAUUUUGGUUGAAUCUAGAAUUCACAGAUUAGCUCGUUAUUACAAACGUAAAUCCAAGAUUGCACCGAAUUGGAAAUACGAAUCCAGCACUGCUUCAGCUUUGGUCGCUUAAUUUUUCAUCCAUGUUAAAAACUGUUAUAAUAAAUAUCUUUUAUUAUACUUGACCUUUUUCUACGGUUUUUAAAUUCGAAUUUCUAUACACGUAACAGAGUAAGAUCCGAUGUGUAAUGAUAAUAUUAAACAACAUCUCAAGUA